Molecule: messenger RNA, 1574 nt
Organism: Aphanomyces astaci
Lineage: Eukaryota; Oomycota; Saprolegniomycetes; Saprolegniales; Verrucalvaceae
Exons: 1
Coding region: 93-1373 (426 amino acids)
Molecular function (GO): Hsp90 protein binding
Source: RefSeq, a predicted model, not a curated record
CGAUUAAAUUAUUUCAAAACCGCAGAAAUGUCAUGAAAUCGUGGUGGUGUCGAGUUUGAAUUGGUGGCAGCAUUCACAACCAAAACAGAAGCAUGAGCGAAGUGGAACUCGAGUUCGAUGAGUCCAAGGUGUGGACCAACGACGAGCGACAAGCGUAUCUGGAUCGCAUUCCCGAGAUGUCUCUCUUUGAUGACCACAUCCUCGAAGACGACGUGAUGGUGGAUGCGAUGAUGGCGCUUGUGGACGAAGGCGAGACGCCCGAGACCCUCGCGUUGGCGUGCAAGACCAAGGGCAACCAGCACUACAGCGACGCGCGCAAGUUCAACAAGAACUACUACACAUAUGCGAUCGACGAGUACACCAAGGGCGUGUCAUAUGCGUUGAAGGCCGUGAGUGACCCGACCGACCCGGAGGUGUUGCAGGGGUACAACUUCGACGAGCCGAUUGUGCUCACGCAGCUGCUCGCCGCCAUGUUCAACAACCGAGCGGCGUGUCAUUUGGCGAUCAAGAACUUUGGCAGCUGUCGGUCAGACGCGGCGCGCGCGCUCAAGCUCGAGCCGUCCAACAUCAAAGCGUUGUUCCGCGGCGCCAAGGCCUCCAGCAUGCUCAAGAAACCCGACGAUACGCUGCGGUACUGUAAAGUCGGAUUGAAGGUGGACCCCACGCACAAGGAUUUGCUUUCGCUUCAAGCCACGGGGCUAGUGCAGCUAGAAGAACAGCGCGUGGAAGCCGAACUGGACGCGUUUCAACGCCAGAAACGGCGCGCCAUGACCAACAAGUACAAGCAACUGUGCAACUUGCGGCACGUCCGCGUCGGCCCCGCGGUCAUCUCUGACCGCCGGGUGACCGAUUUCGAGGGCAAGGCGGACCUGAAUCCGGAUACGGGCAACUUGGCGUGGCCGGUGCUGUUUUUAUACGACGAAUACGGACAGUCGGACUUUAUUCAGCAGUUUGACGACCAGGAUAUGUUCGUGGAGCACCUGGCCAACAUGUUUCCGGAGGAAGGGGCGCUGUGCAUGUGGGACGCGCGCGGUGACUACAAGGCGUCGCAGCUGGUCGUGUACGCCGUGGCCAACGUUGUCGUGCCGUUCGUGACGGACGAUGCGUGGCAUGUCGCCCUGAGCGGCGAAGUUGAGACGGACGUAGCGGAGACCCUCCGGCUGCGCGAAGAAGAAAAGCACUCGUACAAACACACGUGGUGGCUCGAAGUGUCGGCGUUCUGUACGUUGGCGACGCUGCUGCAGCACCAUCAGUACGUUGUGCCUGGGAUUCCCGUGUUCAACGUCAUGGUUCGAGGCACCAAGCACCACACAACAUUCCUCGCGUCCAUUGAACAUCGCGUCGUGCAAGUCCAAGCGCCGGGCUUUCCAUAGCCAACAACUAUUCCUAAGUGAAACCAUUACGUUCGAGGUAGUGGCCUGCUAGAAGGGAUUCGUCUAGGGAUGCACACAUAUCGUGUGGCCAAGGUCAUGAGCGGGGGAGAGAAGAGGGUUUACGUGUGCGAACACAGAAUGUGAUAGUGCCGACCGUUGUAGCCAUGCACGGUCGAAGGAAUCUUGGAUAUAUGUCUGCCA